This is a messenger RNA of Brassica rapa (field mustard), 9069 nucleotides long. Its product is annotated as mediator of RNA polymerase II transcription subunit 9-like. The record is from RefSeq and is a predicted model, not a curated record. Gene Ontology annotation, cellular component: mediator complex. Lineage: Eukaryota; Viridiplantae; Streptophyta; Magnoliopsida; Brassicales; Brassicaceae.
AUGAAAUUACAAUUAACAAUUUAUUAUUAGUUUAAAAAAGAUGUAGAAAAUUUUGAAAAUAUUAGUAAUAAAAAUUAUAUAAUUAUAAAAAUACAAUUAAAUAAUGUAUUUCGAAAUUUAUAAUGCAUAUUUCAAUAUAUUUAUUUUAGUGAUGAUUUAUGAAUUAUUAUCAUAUUUUAAGAAGUUUACCAAAAAUAUAAAUCAACAUUAAAUGUAAUGUAUUAAGUAUUGUCAUAUUCUAUAAAGUUUACCAAAAAUAUAUGUCAGUAAUAAAUGUGAUUGUCCAUGUCAUAUUAACUAUAAGUCACGUCAUCAAUCUUGUUAGUCAUGUCAUCAUUGUUUUUGUAAAAAUGAUUGUAGAGAAGACAUGUGGCAAAAUCACUUCGCAAAUAUAGUUUAGGAGAUAUUAUUCACUCACAAUCUUCUUUGAUCUCCGUCUGUAACAAAAAGCCUGUAUUCAAGUUGGUUUUUAGGGUUCUUAGACAUUGAAUUGUUGCAGGUAACUGAACUUACUAGCUAUUUCAACAAAAGACAACAGCUGCUGAACUCGGUUUCAGGAUCAAAGUGGGCAACCCUUGGUGAAGAUGUCGGCAUAUUGAAAUGAAUCACAACUUUUUUUCCUGAAAAAAUGAAUGUCUAGUUCAACCUGCUUCUGAAAUAGAUCAAAUGAUGGGAUGGACCAGAAGGGCACAAAAAAAUCUAGAAUAGACCUCUUCUAUCUUUAUAUUUUUAAUGAAUUAAAAAUAUAUCAAAACUAAGCAGAAUAUACCAUAAACCCUAAAACUUCAACAUUUUUACAUAUCCAACCAGUCUACCCAUCCAUUUACCAUUACCCCGAUCCGACCCGCGUUUUAAUAACCCUAAAUCUCCAAUUUCUUUGUCUUCGACAUAAGUUAUGUCACAUAACCAACGAAACUUACAGACUAAAAUCACAAUCACAAUCUUGAAUCUCAUCUAUUUUUCCAGUUUCGUGUCACUCAUUGAGAAACUAUGUUUCCAAUUAGUGCCAGAAAAAAAACAAGGAAGCACCCGACCCAAUCUCCUUCUUCUUCCCCUUUUCUUUCACUAUAAAACAAAAUAAAAAUUUCUUCAAGCAUCCACUAAUUUUCUCCUUUUUAUCUCAAAUUGAACAACCCAUAGUCAUAUUUAAUCAAUUAUAUCUUAUCCAGAAUCAAAUUUCAUCUUUUCCAUACGAGUUAAGAUAAUGAAGAACAAAGUAUUACUAGUACAGCUCAAACUAGUACAACUAGUACACAAAUAAAACUAGUACAACUCUAAUUAGUACAACAAGUACAGAUUGAGUAUCUCCUAUACAUUAUUUGAGAAGUGAUUUUCUUAUGUGUCAUCACCAUAUUCAUUCUCACCAAAAAAAGAUGAUAUGGCUUUGAGAAAUGAAAUGGCAUCACUUAAUUAUGAGAUAUAUAAUUUCCUUUAUUUAUUGUUUCCAACAUAUGAAGAUGCUAGAAAAGAGAAUGAUGUAGAACCAAUAAGACAUAUUGGUAUAAUCUCUCCUAAUUGCAUGUGUCAAAUAUAUGAAUAGUAUUUUUUAAUAAUAUUUGAUUUAGAAUUGAUACAUUUAUAAGUUGUACUAGUUAUACUAGUUGUACGAUUUUUGGAAAAAAAAAUUCAUCUUCAUCUUUUUGCUCUCGAGGCCAAAAAGCUAGUUGCGGAACCAGACAAAUCUUCAACCAUUGCUCUAAAAACGCGAGUCACCAGAAAAAAAAAAAGAAAAAGAUUGGGUUUCAUGUAUGAUUUUUGUGUUUUUUUUUUUGCAAAUAAUUGUUUUAAUAAUGAUGUAUUAUACAAUUUUUAUCAACAAUUAUAAAAUUUUAGUUUGUUUAUCAAUAUAAUAAUAGAUAUUAGAAAGAAACAAAAGUGCAACAAAUAAUACAAAUAAUCAGUAAAAAUAUUAAUUAAGAAUUAUUUACAAAAUAAAUCAUUUUAAUCAAAUAAUUUUUUUAAAUUACGUUUAAUUAGUAAAUGAUAUAAAUCAGCAGUUGUAAAUGAUAUAUAUUUUUGAAUAACUUCUUAAAAUUGAUACUAAUUUUACCACUUCUUUAUGUGUACGUGACUUUGGCACUGAAAUCAAACAAACUAGUUGUACCACAUAAAAUUUAAACUUACCUCAGUUGUACCACUUCUUUAUGUGUAUAUGACUUUGCCCCAAUAAAAUGAAAUCAUCAAUUUAGUCAAAAUACAUUUCAUGUAUGUUUUCAAAAAAUUAUGUGGACAACGAAGUUAACAAACCUUAAAAAUAUAAGGUAGAUCAUGCAAACUUAUGAAAUGGUGUAAAAACUGCAAAAAAAAAAAAUUAUUAAAAUAAUAAGGAAUCUAUCUAAAUAUUUACCAGUUUGGUCAUUUGAUUGUUUUUUUCAUAUGGAUACCCAAUGAAAUAUAUAAAUUUCAUGUAUGUUUUCCCAAAAUUAUGUGGAAAAACAAGUUAACAAACCUUAAAAGUAUAAGGUAAAUGAUGCAAACUUAUGUGAUGGUGUAAGAAUUGCAAAAAAGCCAAAAAAAUCAUAAAAAGUAAUAAGAAACAUAUCUAACACUAGGUGAUAGAUUUCUCAUCCCAGCAUCUAUUUUUUAUAUGGAUAUAAAAAUAAGAUAUGAAAUAAAGAAAUUGUAAAGACAUGUACAAUAAAAACAUGGUGAAACUUACAUAUUUCGACAUGAAGAGAUGACAUACCAAUGAUUUUAUAUAUGAGUUUCUAUAGACAUUACACAUACUUGAAAAAGAUUUUAAUGUUAUUAAUAGAAAUAUACCUCCAUCAAGAAAAUGAAAGCCUAAAAGACACAAAAUUAAAAGAAAAGUAGAUUAAUAUGAUCAGUAUAAAUAGUAAAACAAGUAUAACUACAAGAAAAAUAUGUAUGACUGGUUUAACCGAUACAACUAUGUUCUUUCAAUAACACGUUGUUGUACCAAAUUUUGGGUUUUACAAGUUUGUACAUAGUUGUAUUUUGGCAGAGAAAUUGAAAAACUUAGUUGUACCAUAUUAAAAAUAAAUAUACACCAGUUGUACCACUUCUAUAUAUUUACCUAUCUGAUAUCACAUAUAAUCGAAUCAUUAAUUUGGUUAAAUGCAUUCGGUGUAUGUUUUUCAAAAAUAUAGUGGACAAACAUGUAAACAAACUUUUAAAGUAUAAGGUGGAACAUGGAAACUUAUGAGAUAGGGUAAUAAUUGCCAAAAACCAUUAAAAAUAAAAAUAGUUAGGAGAGACCAUUAUAAAUACACACCAAUUAGGCCAUUUGAUUGUUUUUUCAUACGGAAAACCAAAUGAAUUUUUUAAUUUUUUUAUAAUGAAGAAAUUGAACUAGUUGUACCAGUAUUACAUAUCUGGUACAUAAUACAAAGUUGUACUAGUAUUAUAUGUUUAGUUACGCGUAGUUAUACCAGUUUUGGAGUUGUACCAGAUUACAUGUAGUUGUAGUUUAACUGUAAAAUUGAAAUAAUUAAGAAUGUACUAGUUGUAUCAUCAUCUAUAAUCCACUCCUACUCAAAUUUCAUGAUAUAGCUUAUUAUAACAUCAUAUUAAACUUGAUUUAUAUGUAGAUUUAUAUUUAAUAGGGUCUAUAGUUCACAAUUAAAAAGUUUGGGACGAAAUCACAACAAAAUCUGUUAAUUAGAAAGUUUAGGGUCAAAUGAAAGGAAGUGAGAAAGCUAAGGACCAAAGACAUAAAUACCAAUUUUCUAGUUGUAUUGACUGUACAUAGUUGUGAUAGUUUUUGAGUUGUACUAAAUUGUGCAUAGUUGUACUUUGGCACUGAAAUAAAAAAAUAUUAGUUGUACCACAUAAUAAAUACAUUUACCUUAGUUGUACCACUUAUUUAUGUUUACAUGAAUUUUCCUAGUUACAAUGAAAUCAUCAAUUUCAUAAAAAAAUACAUAUUGUGUAUGUUUUUCAAAAGUUAUGUGGACAAACAAGCUAACAAACCUUAAAAAUAUAAGAUAGAUCAUGUAAACUUAUGCAUAUGUUUAAUAAUUGUUAAGUUUUUUUUCAAAAUUUCAAAUUAAAUUAAGAAAAACUUUCUGAGUACAUACUUAUUGGGAUAUUUGAUUGUUUUCUAAUAUUAAAAAAAAAAACAAAUUGGUUUUGUCAAUUUCUGAAAUGUCAAAGUUGUAUCAGUUGUAACAAUAAUACUCGUCUAAUAUAUAAUAAAAAAAAUUAUAUCAAUUGUUUAUAGGGGUUGUAUUUAUAUUUUCACAUUAUAGCUUUGUAAAAAUAUUUUUGAUGUUUGUUUAUCAUAAUAAUAUGGCUAAUAUAGUUAAUAAACCUUAAAAAUAUAAAGUAUAUAAUGUAAAAUUAAGAGUGUAAUGUAUUAAUAUAAAAACAAAUUGAAAAAUCUCAAAUAAAAUAGAUGAAAUUUUGUCAUCAUAUACCAUUUAGAAUAUUAACUUUUUUAUUUUAUGUGUAAAUUAUAACAUUUAUAUAAUAGUUAUACAAUUUUUAACUUGUUUAGUUAUACGAGUUAUACUAGUUAUACUCAGUCGAAUGAGAGAAUGAGAUAAGAAAAAUUGUGUGGUUAUGAGUGGUUGAGAUUAAAUAAAGAGAAUGAGAUAGAAGAAGAGAGAAAUAGAGAUGUAUGAAAUCGUGUGGUCAAGAUUAAAACAUAGAUGAGAUGAUCCAAUGGCUUAUGUUCUUCAUUAAUGGCAAAAUUGUCAUUUUACUUUCAUUGGUCUAUGUAGAUUUUUUAGGUUGUUGUAGAUUUUGUGUUGACCAUUUAGUCUAUAACAGAUUUGGGUCCUUUUGAAAUGUUGAAGUGGAGUUCAAGUUGUAGAUUUCGUAGCCAACAAAGCUUUGCAACCGUAUUAGCGGAAAAAAAAUAGGAAGAGAUUGGAGAGGAGUGGAGGAAAAAAACUCAAGAGUGAUCUACCUCUGAUGACAUAAUAACUUUGGUAAUUCUUCGAUGAGGAUUCAUUCAUUGACGAGGUAUUUACAUAGCCUAAGAGGUUACAAUUGGUUACAACAUUCCUUGGGUAUUCUACGUGAUAAGUUGAACAAUAUUUUACAAGAAUAUAUAUCAGAAACGAUAGAGAUAGAAGAUUAUGGGAAGAGAAUAAGGUUAAAAAAAUGAACAAGAACUUAUUUUGUUCUUUACUUAAUCGAGAGUCGAUAUGAAUAUUUUUUCAGGAAUACUUAGAAUCAGGUCCAAGAGUGAAUGAAGCUGUUCAGAUUUCUGAUCACAAUGAGACAUACAUACGAGAGAAUCUACAACAACAUAGACUAAGAGAUGCUGAGAUGCAACAUAGGAGAAACCCUGAAACAGAUUCGAGAUUCUUGCAACAUAAGAAGAGAAUAUGAAGUGGUCGGUUAAAACUAGCAAGAACCUUUUUUGUACUAUUGUAAAAGUUAUAAAUAUCUGUCAAUCAACGCAUGAAAGGAAUGCUAAUAUUGGUAGGAGUAUCUCGUCUGGUUCAUUGAUUGUCAAGGCGUGCCUUUGAAACUUUCCACAUUAUUGUGCGAAUAUUUUGCAUAUUUGACCAUGGUUGGCUAGUAAUAGCUGUGACACAUCAUUUUAACUGCGAGCGAUCUUUCGCCAGAAUGAUUUCCGCAUGAUCCGAUAUGGACUAUUAGAGUAUUAAAGUGAUUAACAUGAGGGUUUAGUGUCUAAACCAGGUUUAAUGUGUAAACAGGUACAAUAUGGAGUAUAAAUACUAGUCUAUGGUGUACAAUACAUUUCAACUUGGAUAAUAAAAUACACUUUCAUCUGUAACAAACUUUCUUUUCAUCCUUCAAGUUCAAUCUCUAAUAUGGACCUCCUCCAUUAUAUUUCUUGAUUUUUUCCCUUUGAUGCAAGUCAUGAGUAGUUAGAUUUGCAAGGCUAGGCUGCUUUAUUCUAGGAUGCUCAAUGAAUUCUAUAAAGAUGACUCUUUUGUGUCACUUUAUGCUUUAUAUCACUGGUUUUGGUGUUUUCCCCUGCGUCAUUACGAAUCGAUCAAACUAUUUAGCCAUAUUAUGGACUAUUUUUAGGUAUGAAUUUAUCAUUUUGUCCUCGCUUUAUAUGGUCCUCUAAACCAAUUUACGACGAACUGUCAUUCACUUAAUAAAAACACCUUAUAUCAUUUGGAUUAACCAUAAAAAUUAUUUAUGUGAAUAUCAAUAAUUUGAUGCAGUCAAUUCUUAACAUGUGUAACUCAUUCAUGGUGAUUUAGCGAUUGAUUGAUAAACUUACCAUAAAUUUAAAGGAUGAGAAUUCCGAUCCUCUCAUUAUUAUGUUGACAUUAAAUGCUAAAUUUUAUGAAUUUCAAGUAUUUUUUACUAGGAAACAACAUAAAUGGGGAAAUGGGGUUAUAAAGCAUAAAAUGAUACAAUAUAUCAUUUUGAGAAAAUUUUGAGCUCUUGGAAGCAAUUCGAUGACGAUUCUACUAUUAGGGUAAGUUUGUUACUUGUUAUGAAAUCAAUCGUAUGUUUUAUUGCAAUUUCUGCAUUAAAAUCUAUUUUUCAAAAAGCUUUACUAAUAUUAUUUUAUUGAAUAAUAAAAAUUCUAUCAAUUUUGUGAAGAGAUCUGAUAGAAUAUGCCACCAUAUCUCAUAUAUUCUUGGAUCUAAAGCUAGAUUAGAGGAAUCGUUUAACAGAUCUUGUUGUAUUUAAACAUUACCUCUUAUACAUUGUUUACAAAGGGAAAUACAAUAGUUUUCAAGAUAAGAUUUUAUACAAACCCUUUUCGAAAAUAUUGAUUUUUAUAUACUAUGCUGAUUUUGGUAUAAAAGUGAAAACGGAAAAGUAAUUAAAUAUGCAUAUAUGGUGUCUAAUUAAUUACAAAUGCUUAGGGUGGAAUGGUCCGGAUAUUUGAAUUAUUUUAUAAUAUCCAGAUCCAGAUCAGUUGGAUCCAUGAAAUUACUUUUUGGAUCUCGAUUCGGGGGCAUUCAUAUAUCAAAAGUUAUGAUAUCUGGAUUACAAUUGAAUAUAUGUGGCUAAAAUUUGACUAUCUGGAUUCGUGAUCCGUAAAAUUAUUAUCCACCCCUCUCCCCCCCUUCAUAUUCGUUUUUUCAGAGCAGAUUUCCGGAACAGAUAUGCCCUACCCCUACAAAUACUGUUAUUUUCAAACAUGAAAGGUUAGGGUUUAGUUGUGGUUUUAAACAUUGUUCUGGAACUCAUAGUCCCCACACCCAACUAUGACAAUUUGAAGAAUUUAGAAAAGUUUAUAAAACCAGAGUAUAUAAACAAUCCAUGGGCUUAAAAAGACAGAAUAGCCCAAUUCGGAUUACACCAUGACGCACAGGUUGAAUCGUGACACGUGACAACAUACAAAUAGAAUCAAAACAGUCCCACAUCGGUUAUAGGUAGAAUAGGCGACAUGAAACAUCCUUUAUAAAUAUUGCUAUCUCCAUGCUUCAUUGUGCUAUUUGUCACUUCGAAGAAACGAUCGAGAAUUGCACAACGGUGGGCCUAAAAUCCAAUAAAUACAAUUUAAACAAAAACUAAAGCCAGUUAAAUACAAAUUUAAAAUUGAUUAGUCUGAAUUUGUCACUAUCGUGGCUGAGUUCCAUAUAGAACAAGACUUAAAUAUAAACCAUAAGAUAACAUCUGCUGUAAAAAGGAACCAUAAAAUAUCUAAAAUCACUUUUACAUACAAACUUUUUGUUUUGUAUUCUGGAUUAAGAAGAAAACUAAAAAGUGAAACCAUGCUUUGAUUUGAUUUCCACUGAAUAGAGAAGGAACUGAGGCGAGUUCUUACUCUCAACAUCAUGGCAGAAGCUCUUGCAAAUCUGCAAGCAGUUGAGAGAAGAAGCUAUACAACAGAGUUGAGAUCCAUUGAAGAAACCAAUGUAAACAAGAAACUCAAUAAGAACUUACUAUGUUGAUCCAAACUUGUCCUGAUGAUGUUCUUAACUGUGAUUUCUCAGAGACGAGUUCCUGAUUCAAUGGUAAAGAUUAUGAACAAGAACAUUACGGUGGGUCAUCAUGAUAAAACAGAGUCGAUACAAAUAUCUCAGAAGAAAGGAGACGAAAAUGAGACGCAGAGUUCUAUUGAGACCAGGCCAGAGAAGAGGGUAACUAAACUAAAUGUCAUCUUUAUAUAUUGGAGACUGUGUUCAGUUUUUACUUAUAUGGAUGUUCAAUCUCAGGCGAAAACUAUUCUGGAUUCAAGAGAAAGAUUCGAAGAUUUAGAGAAGAAUGUGGUAAAUAAAGUAAUUGACUUUCAUCCUUAUACUGUUUUUAUGAUCAUGGUCCUUGACUUGUUGGUAUUAUUUUUGUUUAAACAAAUAUUGUAGGACAUUCCAGAGAAUCUUAGCCUUGAGGCUCAAGACAAUAUGCAGCAACAAAGCAACGAUGAAACAAAGACUCAUGAUCAACAAAACAUGGAGCCGCAGAGAGGUGUUGAGAAGAAGGGGCGAGAUAUUCGUUUCAGACUUGAGCAGUUUUACAAUCGACAACGGACGAAGAAGCAGCAGUUCCAGGCACAACAACAAGAACAAGAGAUGAAACUCCAACAAGAACAAGAACAAGAACCUACUCAACAGCAACAGCAGCCGUUAGCUUCUCAUUUCCAUCUCUAUGCGCUGGUGGAGAAACUAGCAAAUGCGGUUGAAACUGGAACACGAGAUCAGAACUCUAAUGCCAUGGUGACUGAACUUAGUAGCUAUUUCAACAAGAGCCAACAGAUGCUGAACUCGGUUUCAGAAGCCCUGGGAUUUAAAACUAUGUAUGUUGAUUGGCAAAAGCGAAAACUAGAAGACACUGAGAAGUUGCUUCAACAGAGAAGGGAGUUGAUUGUGGAAUACAGAAAAUCAAUUGAAGAUAUUUUGAAGAUCUAGCCUUAGUAUUUCUCCCAAAAGAUGUUUUGGAUUACUCUCAUUCAGCAACUCAGCUACUAAAGACCAGUAAUUUGUAAUCAGUAUAUUUUUCUUUCAUCAUUAUAUUAAAUAGACCAAUGAGAACUGUCAGACGCAAGAAAUUAACGGAUAUAUGUGGUGGAAAGAUUUUUGCCAAGCUUUUUGUAAUUUCAGUCUUGUGGUCGAUGUUGUUAUAGUUCGGCUGUUUACAUUUACUUCUAAAAUUAAAAAAUUAAUUGGUUUGAACAAAAAAAAAUCUCUUAUAUAUUAAUUCAAGAUCAUUUAAAAAAUU